Molecule: messenger RNA, 1082 nt
Organism: Vitis vinifera (wine grape)
Lineage: Eukaryota; Viridiplantae; Streptophyta; Magnoliopsida; Vitales; Vitaceae
Product: adenine phosphoribosyltransferase 5
Exons: 7
Coding region: 270-845 (191 amino acids)
Biological process (GO): adenine salvage
Cellular component (GO): cytosol; cytoplasm
Molecular function (GO): adenine phosphoribosyltransferase activity
Source: RefSeq, a predicted model, not a curated record
AAAAAGAAAAACAAUCUGAAAUACACAGAACACAGAUUUGAUCCAACUCAGUUUGGGAGGGAAAUGUUUUGUAGAGAGAGAAAGUGAAGGAAACUGGAGAGAGAAAGAGUUGGAACUUGGAAGCAAAAAUGGAAGGGACGAGUGUUUGAGAGAGACGUAUUUGCAAACAUGUUAGAAAUCCUUUGCAUAUAAAGAGAGGAAAAAGGAGGCGCAUACUAUUCGCUUGGAAAACUUGUAUUCUAGAGAGAAAAAGUUUAGAGUGAGGGAAAAUGUUUGCAGAAGAGGAUGGACUCAGGGGAGACCCAAGACUCCAAGCCAUUUCUGAAGCCCUUAGAAUCGUUCCUCACUUCCCAAAACCAGGAAUAAUGUUUCAAGAUAUAACAACAUUGUUGCUUGAUCACAAGGCGUUCAAAGGCACUGUGGAAAUCUUUGUUGAUCGCUACAGAGACAUGGACAUCUCUGUUGUCGCUGGAGUUGAAGCUAGAGGAUUCCUGUUUGGUCCAUCAGUUGCCUUAGCCAUUGGUGCAAAAUUUGUGCCAUUGCGUAAACCUAAAAAGUUGCCAGGUGAAGUAAUUUCUGAAGAUUAUGAGCUAGAGUAUGGAACUGACCGUCUAGAGAUGCAUGUGGGUGCUGUUCACCCUGGGGAGCGGGCAUUGGUAAUUGAUGAUUUCGUAGCAACAGGUGGGACCCUCUCUGCAGCAAUAAGACUUUUAAAACGGGUGGGGGCUGAAGUGGUCGAAUGUGCAUGUGUUGUUGGGUUGCCUGAAGUUGAGGGUCAAAGCAGGCUAAAUGGAACGCCUCUCUAUAUUCUUGUGGGGCCACAGCUACGAGAGCGUCCUUGUUAAGAUGUUUGUGGGUGGUGGGAGUAUGCUUGAGCUGAUCACAUGGGGGCAGAAGAUGACGCUUGGGCUAUUUCUUUUGUUAUUUGUUUCUCUACCAAAUUCAAAGUGUUAAGCACACGAGGGUAACAUGGAGAUGUUUAUAUCCUCUGUAGUCUGUUAUGUAAAAGAGUCUGAACAGAGCAUAAGAUUGAAGAAAUGCUGUUUCCAGAUAUCAAUAAUAAAUUUGUGUUAUCCAACUUA